Messenger RNA from Spirodela intermedia, 729 nucleotides. NCBI's taxonomy places the organism in Eukaryota, Viridiplantae, Streptophyta, Magnoliopsida, Alismatales, Araceae. The record is from the annotation of a GenBank genome assembly.
AUGGUUAUCUCUUGCUGGGCGGUGAGCGGUCUCGGGAGUGAGAUCCUGGCGGAGAGAGGAGAGGGCGAGAGCACGGCUGUGAGGCAAUCGUUCUUCUCCGAGAGGGAGGGAGGGAAAUUCGGGAGAAGUGAGGAGGCCGGAGAGGUGAUAGAAAACCUGAGGGGAAAAGGGAUUAGAGACUGCGUGGGAGGUAGAGGUGGCAAAAGAGGCAAAGGCCGCGGUGUUGGAGGAGGCUAUAAGAGAGGUGGUGGUGGCGGGAUCGGCGGCGGAGUGGGCGGAGGUAUUGGCAAAGGUGGCGGCUUCGGCGGUGGGGUUGGUGGAGGCAUUGGUGGGGGCGGCGGAGUUGGCGCAGGCGGUGGCGGGGGUGGCGGCGUAGGAGGUGGAAUUGGCGGGGGUGGCGGCGUAGGCGGAAUUGGUGGCGGGGUUGGCAAAGGCGGUGGCUAUGGUGGUGGCGGUGUAGGAGGUGGAAUUGGCGGGGGUGGUGGCGUAGGAGGAGGAGGCGGAAUUGGUGGCGGGGUUGGCAAAGGCGGUGGCUAUGGUGGUGGCGGUGUAGGAAGUGGAAUUGGCGGGGGUGGUGGCGUUGGAGGUGGAAUUGGCGGGGGUGGUGGCUGGAGGUGGAAUUGGCGGGGGUGGUGGCGUUGGAGGUGGAAUUGGCGGGGUGGCGGUGUAGGAGGCGAAUUGGCGGGGGUGGUGGCGUUGGAGGUGGAAUUGGCGGGGGUGGCGGUGUAG